Nilaparvata lugens (brown planthopper) is the source of this 519-nucleotide messenger RNA. It is a transcript of the gene SmE, whose product is annotated as probable small nuclear ribonucleoprotein E. Gene Ontology annotation, molecular function: RNA binding. Gene Ontology annotation, biological process: spliceosomal snRNP assembly; mRNA splicing, via spliceosome. Bases 154 to 441 code for a protein of 95 amino acids. The record is from RefSeq and is a predicted model, not a curated record. Lineage: Eukaryota; Metazoa; Arthropoda; Insecta; Hemiptera; Delphacidae. The transcript has a single exon. Gene Ontology annotation, cellular component: U1 snRNP; U4 snRNP; U2 snRNP.
UUCCCUCGCAGCUCGUAGCUCGUAGCAUUGUUGCAUUGAAGCAUUCGCCAGUUUGCCGGUUCGGAUUUUGUUCUCGGUCUCGCUCCAAUUUAACCACAAAAAUAAUCGCAAGUUGACUAUUUUAACAUUUUGAAUUUGCUAAAACAAUUCAUAAUGGCUUACAAACAGCAAAAAACGAUCUCAAGAAUGAUGGUUCAACCCAUCAAUCUUAUAUUUCGGUUCCUUCAGAAUAAGAGUCGUUGCGAAGUAUGGCUGUAUGAAAACCAGUAUCUUCGCAUCGAAGGAGUCAUCAUCGGCUUUGACGAAUACAUGAACUUAGUGAUGGAGGAUGCCGUUGAAUAUUCGUUGAAAACUAAUGUGAGAAAGAGUCUUGGGCGAAUAAUGCUCAAAGGAGAUAAUGUGACACUGAUUCAAUGCCUUGAACCUAUGCCUAUGCUAUGAACAGUGAUGUUUUAUUUGUGUGUGAAUGUUAGGUUAAGUGACAGAUUUUCUUCGAAGUUAUUUUUUAUUGUAAACUAU